Messenger RNA from Cordyceps militaris CM01, 1293 nucleotides. RefSeq lists its product as uncharacterized. The coding region runs from base 1 to 1293 and encodes 430 amino acids. The transcript is spliced from 3 exons. NCBI's taxonomy places the organism in Eukaryota, Fungi, Ascomycota, Sordariomycetes, Hypocreales, Cordycipitaceae. The record is from RefSeq and is a predicted model, not a curated record.
AUGGCUUCCACAAUGGUGAAAACGAUAUCUGUGAGCGAUAUUGCUGAAAUGAGCGACGCUGAGCUCGCCGAGUUCAUGAAGAGAUGUCGUCUGCCUAACGGUAAUUACGAUAUCUCUGUUGAUGAUUGGCAUAAGUUGUCCCAGGAUGAACGCGGCCGUCUUGCUAGGAUACUAGAGGCCAAAAAACGCGAUCUGGCCGCGAGUCCCACGGCAUGUUCUUACUCGCUCGAUCUCGAUGACCUGGAUGCACGCCUCCGUCAAGUAUCGCCUAAAGGGAGCUUUUCAUCACGACCCGAACCACAAGUAUUCGAGCGACAGCGGGUCCCCACACCACCUAUCGAAAGGCACAAAUUCGAACUUCGGGCUUAUCACCAACUCUUAGAGAAUGGCGGUCGCCCAUUAUACCCCGUCAGCCUUAUCAACAAUAUGCAUAACGAUCCAGACAGCUACGCUGAGAUAUUGCUUCCUUGGCAGGAAGACUUUUUAGAUAUACGCGCAGAGGGCAUAUUUGAGAGACAGUUGCGGAGGUGGCAAGACUUCCGCAAGUGGCAGAACGAUAACCGAGGCUGUGAGGAUGAUGAUGGUGGUUAUCCUGCGUACGUUGAGCGAGAGAAGCGCUUGAUAAAAGAAGACAUGACCGAGGAGGCUGGCGCAGAGCUCAUAGCAAAGAUUGAAGCUGAUCCAUCAAGGCUUAAGACGGGAUGGAAUCUACAGCAAUUCCUCCGCAGUCAGGAUCGACGUUUCAAUAGGGAACACGGAUGCCAAGGAUUCCACGACUAUAAAGCAGCGGUGAAGCGCCGGCUUGCGCGUUACGGCUUCACCCAGCCGUUCGAGCUCGACGAAGACUCUAAGAAUCAGGACAAGCUGACGACAUGGAUCGAGUACCUCAACUACGAAUACUGGUGGCUUGACAAGUACGUCAGCGACAUCGAACGCCUGCAGCCAGAGCACGACAGGCUGUGGCAAGCGCUCGUCAAUAAGAAUGUUCUCAAACCUCACGAGACAAAAGAGUUUGUGCGGACCCCCGAAUCAGGCAUGGAGACCCAGACCGCAAAGAACAAGGCCUUGAUAGCCGUGCAACAGGCAGAGUUGAAAGCGAAGCAAAUACAUAAGUUGACUCAAGAAGAUCCAAACCGUUUUGACAUUCCUAGCGACAAGCGCAUAUCGAUGAUGAAAAAGAGCACGGAGAACUUGCUUGCCGCAAAGCGACAAUUAGAGCAGGCUAAAAGACGAUCACACCUCAUUAUACAAUUUACUUAUGCCAUGGGUUCUGAGCCAGGUUCCUUUGAUUAA